Echinops telfairi (small Madagascar hedgehog) is the source of this 4715-nucleotide messenger RNA. It is a transcript of the gene RCOR3, whose product is annotated as REST corepressor 3. Bases 640 to 2043 code for a protein of 467 amino acids. Gene Ontology annotation, biological process: regulation of transcription by RNA polymerase II; negative regulation of DNA-templated transcription. The record is from RefSeq and is a predicted model, not a curated record. Gene Ontology annotation, molecular function: transcription corepressor activity. Gene Ontology annotation, cellular component: transcription regulator complex; histone deacetylase complex. NCBI's taxonomy places the organism in Eukaryota, Metazoa, Chordata, Mammalia, Afrosoricida, Tenrecidae. The transcript is spliced from 11 exons.
UUAGUGGGCUUCAGACAAUUUGAAGUGCUUAGUGAAACUAAUUUUCUUCACUGAUGUAGCUAGUAGUUGAAGGACACUUUCACCUUACUGUGCCUGCCUUGGGUUUUAGCUUGACAUUUGGAAAGAGCCUGGUUUAGAUUUAAGAUAGAUGGCAUUCCACCCCUAAUUCCCAACUCUUAUUUUGUGCAUUGAGCAAGCCUGCCUCGCAGCUGAAUUUUCCUAGCCUUGAAAUGGAAAUAAAAACGAUUUCAUGGGGUUCUUGGCAGGAGUAAAUGAAAGGAACGUACGGUGCACAGUGAAAGUUAAAUUUCAUAAUUAUAAAAGAAUGAUUCUGGGUACGCUUUUAUGCAUUUCUGGAUUGGGGCUUUCUUGGCUGUUUUGAACUUUUCUCUUUGCCCCAUGAGAUAGGCUUACGAGUCAAUAUUUAUUUAUUAGGCAACUACCCAAAAAUGUGCUUUCUUUCUGAGCAGGUUUGUUAGGUGGUAUGCAUUGUAUUUAUGAGGCAGACUUCAUGCUGGAACACUCUUACAUGCCAAGGCCUGACGACCAGGAAGCAUAGAUCUCUUAAGAGGUGUAGGGCACCUCCUCCUGCAUCUUUCCCAUGGCUCUACAAAGUACACAGAUAAAGACAAUGGAGGAAUGCUUGUCUGGUCUCCAUAUCACAGUAUCCCAGAUGCCAAAUUGGACGAGUAUAUUGCAAUUGCAAAGGAAAAACAUGGCUACAAUGUGGAGCAGGCACUUGGCAUGUUGUUCUGGCAUAAGCAUAACAUUGAGAAGUCCCUUGCUGAUCUCCCUAAUUUCACCCCCUUUCCGGAUGAGUGGACAGUGGAAGAUAAAGUCCUAUUUGAACAAGCCUUUAGUUUUCAUGGGAAGAGCUUUCACAGGAUUCAGCAAAUGCUUCCAGAUAAAACAAUUGCAAGCCUUGUGAAAUACUAUUAUUCCUGGAAAAAGACGCGAUCUCGGACAAGUUUGAUGGAUCGCCAAGCUCGUAAACUAGCAAAUAGACAUAAUCAAGGUGACAGUGAUGAUGAUGUGGAAGAAACACAUCCAAUGGAUGGGAAUGAUAGUGAUUAUGAUCCUAAAAAGGAAACCAAAAAAGAGGGUAGUACUGAGCAACCUGUGCAAACUAGCAAGAUUGGCCUGGGAAGGAGAGAGUAUCAGAGUUUACAGCAUCGCCAUCACUCUCAGCGCUCUAAGUGCCGGCCGCCUAAGGGCAUGUAUUUAACCCAAGAAGAUGUCGUAGCUGUUUCCUGUAGCCCCAAUGCAGCCAACACGAUCCUGAGGCAACUGGACAUGGAGUUGAUUUCUCUGAAACGCCAGGUCCAGAAUGCUAAGCAAGUUAACAGUGCACUUAAACAGAAAAUGGAAGGUGGAAUUGAAGAAUUCAAACCUCCUGAGUCAAAUCAGAAAAUUAAUGCCCGUUGGACCACAGAGGAGCAGCUUCUAGCAGUGCAAGGUGUCCGCAAAUAUGGUAAAGAUUUUCAAGCUAUUGCAGAUGUAAUUGGCAACAAGACUGUUGGCCAAGUGAAGAACUUCUUUGUAAACUACAGGCGUCGGUUUAACUUAGAGGAGGUAUUGCAGGAGUGGGAAGCAGAACAAGGAACCCAGGCUUCUAAUGGUGAUGCUUCUACUUUAGGGGAGGAGACAAAAAGUGCUUCUAAUGUGCCAUCAGGGAAGAGCACUGAUGAAGAAGAGGAGGCACACACCCCACAGGCUCCUCGAACUCUGGGUCCAUCACCUCCUGCCCCAUCAUCCACUCCAACACCAACAGCCCCCAUUGCCACUCUGAACCAGCCUCCACCACUUCUUCGUCCAACACUGCCUGCUGCCCCUGCUCUUCACCGGCAGCCUCCUCCACUCCAGCAGCAGGCUCGGUUCAUCCAGCCCCGGCCAACUUUAAAUCAGCCUCCGCCACCUCUCAUCCGCCCUGCUAAUUCUAUGCCACCCCGUCUAAACCCAAGACCAGUGUUGUCCACGGUUGGUGGUCAACAGCCACCAUCACUUAUCGGAAUUCAGACAGAUUCACAGUCCUCACUGCACUAAAAACUACAUUGGACAAAACUGCAGUGACUCGCCACCCCCUCAUUAUACCAGUGCUCGUCUGACUGAUGCAAACGAGAGCAGAGUAGUCUUUCCCAGAGACCGAGGCUGCAGACUAGUUCUGUGGCAGAGGAGGAGCGUAAGUGCUUCACUAAAGUGUUAGUGGACAGAAAGCCUCCAGGUAGCCGCCUUUUCUAGAGUGUAUGUUCAGCGAGGUGAUCUCAUAACCAGAAAGGAAAAAAAAGAUUUAAGUAUUCUGCAUACCAAGGUUUUUUUGUUAUUGUUGUUUUGUUUGUACUAUAUUUAUUUUAUUGAAGUUCUUUAUACUCCAGCCUCUCCAUAGUCAGGGCUCUGAAUAUAGGAAUAUUAAUUUAGGAAUUGUGAAAACUCCUUAGCAUUUCUUAAGGAUGUUUGACACCCCCCCCCCUUUAUUUAAAGGUUUUUUUUAUUAUUACACAUUUUCCUAUGUUAGGAGUGCAAGAAUAAAUAUCCUGCAUUUUAGAUUUUGACAUAAGUUCAUUUAAUGCAUAUUUAAGAAAUUAUAGCUACGUAUCCCUUUUUUCAAAAGAUGUUGCUUUUUUUUCCAAAGGGAUUUUAAUAUAUUCCUUUAAAAGAAAGCAAUUUAAUCAAUUGCAAAGCAAUUAUAUGAAACCACAAAGAAUGUACUGAACCUAUAGAUCCUGUAACAUACAAUGGGGUCCUAAUGCAAAAUUCUUGUUUAAAAAUCAUUGGCUGUCAUCUGUCAGUAACAAGAGGAUUGGAUUAGUGAUUUUACAUACAGAUGAGAACUUAAUUUGCUCAAGUACAAAGUCUAGGUUCCUUGAAAAGAGUUCCUUUUGAUUAUUUUGUUUUUGAAUGUUUCUAAAUGCUAUAUUGCUUUUUAACUUGUAGUUGCCUACACUUGGGCACUUUAGAAGAGAAUUCUAUUUUGUCAUUUAUGUGGACAAGGUGGUUAUGGAAGCCUUUAUUUGCAAUACCCUCUUUGUGUCGAGGUUUUUCUGAACUUAAAAUCCCCUUCAUACGUGUUACGAUGGUCUGCAUUUAAUAUAAAAGAUGUUUUCUUGAUAAAUUUCUAUCAUACUGUUUGGAUGCAUUUGUGUAUCCUUGCAGCCAACCUGUACUUACAAGAGUGGUUUAGGGUUAAAUCAUCAUCAUUUCAUGAAAUAAAAUUAAGAAUUUGUUCUGUAUUACCUAAAAAUAGAUCAGUAUAUUGUCUCAAUUGUGUUGUUAACUAAAAAUGCCAAGAUCCUUUUUUAUGAAACAACGACAACACAAUAGUUCAAAUCUUCUGAAUUCCACACAUAAUCAUCAGGCACCUAUGAAGAUUUUUUUCCCUAUGAAGAAAAUUUUUCAGGUGAUAGUAUUUCAGCAAUGUGUUACAAAUAUUUUUCUGAUUCAACCAUUUACCAUUAGAAUCAUGACUUGUGCAAAGGGACAGGUCACUUGGCUUGCUGUCCUCGUGGAACCUAAGGUUCAAACGUGCGUGUGUGCAUAGUGGUUACAUUGAGAGCUACUUCACAACAUGGACAGCAUCUAAGGACUUAGUUUUGAAAAGUCAUGUUUUUCCCAAAACACUGGGAAAAAUGGCCCUUGCCAAUGAUCUUAAUGAACUAAAGAGCAAAAACGGAAUUCAUUGAUUAGUAUUAUUGUGAAAUUUAGGUGGCCACUUUCUGUAAGAUCCCGAAGUCCUAGCAUAAUGUAAAAACCUUCCAGGAUGAGUUCUUCAUGGAUCAUCUCACAUAGUUCCUGGUCCUGGAUUGUAACCAGGUGAGAUCUAACAGAUUGAAGAAUUCUUAGUACUCAAGAAUUUUUACUUUAAAAGCCACAGGGGACAGAUAUCUAUCUUAAAAGAAAAACUAAGCAAUUUUUUUAAGUACCUAGAUCAAGUCUUGCGUAUGUGCAUACUAUACCUAUACAGCCUUUAUUGUCUUGUCUGUCCUGUCUGUCAGUAGACCUUCAGUAUACAGUAUGUGGCGUAUGUCAAUCCAGUUGGACAGUCCCACCAUCUGUUCAGCGGGCUCGUAUAUUGUGAUUCAUCUAACGUCUGUCCUGCCCCAGACAUGGGCCAAGGUGCUGUAUCUGAGGAUGUGCCGUAAUUUGGUUUCCGUACAUUAGAGCACACACUAGGAAAAUCUUAGCUUCAUUAGUAAUAUGACACAUGUAUAUAGUGAGAUGUCUUUAUCGUGUGCUUUGCAUAUUUUGUAAAUAUUUUGCACGUCAUUUAUUUUUAUUUUUCAUUUAAGCAGUGUUUGGCCUGGAAGAGUGAUAUGCUUGCUGCUUAAUCAAAGGAUUAAAGAUUUAAAGAUGUCUAUGUCUUCUAUUUUUAUAUGAUUUCAUGUUGUAUGAGGAACCUAGGACCUCUUUACUGUGAAAUCCUAAACAGUGAUUUUUAUCAAAGCAAACCUAGAACUCCCUUACUGGCCAAUUUCAUUAAUGUCAGGGUCAUCACUUUGAAGAAAUCUGCACCCAAGUGUUGUUUUUAUUGCAUAACUAAGAAUAAAUCACUGUUGGUUUACCUGGUAAGUUUAAUGGAAACAAUAUUCUGUAUAACUUAAUUCAAAUGUAAUAAGGAUGGAGGUAAAGGUAAGAUAUAAUCAAAACGUCUAUAAUUCUAAAGUUUACAACUAAAUGAGUAAAAUAGAAUGUAAAAUAAAGAUUCAGGAAUCUAAAAAUGU